This is a messenger RNA of Varroa destructor (honeybee mite), 3909 nucleotides long. RefSeq lists its product as uncharacterized. NCBI's taxonomy places the organism in Eukaryota, Metazoa, Arthropoda, Arachnida, Mesostigmata, Varroidae. The record is from RefSeq and is a predicted model, not a curated record. Gene Ontology annotation, biological process: sleep; regulation of synaptic transmission, cholinergic; positive regulation of voltage-gated potassium channel activity.
CUCUUUUUUCUAUACAUACAACUAUUAAGAAAGAAAAAGCUGCAUGGCGAGCUUUCUGGCAAAUACCAGUGGCUGUGUUCGACUUCAUCGUAUUGACGCUGGUCGUUUCAGGCGUGCUCGCACUCCGCCGAUAUUGUAGUUUUUUUUACUAUCUUGACUGCUUGAUAGUUCUGGCGAUGUUUCCACGAGCGCUGCUGGUGACGGUUGUGUUUGUUACGAAAAACAAAGCGGGCUCUGGUCUCGUGAUCGACUUACCUAGUAGAGCAAGACCCCUCAUCGUCCAAAACUCUACGAACAAACGACGAAGGAACCACAAACUUCGUAAUGGUAGCACGUUUCAUGUAGAUAUGCCUUCGGAUCUGCCUCAUUGAUCAACCAGAGGAAUACAAAAGGACUAGACCUUAGUUCAUAAAAAGUAGACGAUGGGUUUUCAGACUGUCACGGAUAGGGUAUUAGCACUACUGGGUAAGUUGUGUAAGUGUAAAUGUUUUUCCCAGCAAAAAUUCAAACUGAAGAGAACGAUAUCAACCCCCGAAUAAUAACUGUGAUUUUUUAGGUUACUCAAACGGAUUUUCACAAGUGCGCGUUAAGUUCGCGCGAGUGCUAACUUCUACUAACUUAUUACUCGUAUAUACUCAUUUUGCUUAUGCACGUGGCACGUGUUACUGACAGUUGGUAGUAAAUCCGUAAGAAAUUAUCAACAAGUUAUAUUAUUAAUCGCUUGAAGGGAUCUUCAUGAUACGCCUAUUAGAUUUGCGCAAAGGCUAGUCUUCAACAAACUGAUUACCUUGUUCUGCUUAUGUGCGCCGUACGAUAUCGAGAAAAUGUAAGCCACCUAUAACGAAGCCUUUCAUUUUGGCCAAUAUACUGAAAAAACAAGAAAGUACUACAAGGAUAAAUAAAUACUAAAAGAAGAAAUUCUGCAAAGCUCAGGUACAAUAACCACGAUCUGCCAUAUCGGUCAGGUUUAAAGCAAUUUGUUACCGUAAUUGAUUGAUGUUUUAGCCUUCUAGAGACUUGAAAGAAUUACCGGAUUGUAUCCUUCAUCAUGUUGGUCGUUCCUAGCGAACAAAUUGAGCCAACCAAGGGUUAGACCUCACCACUAGAUAUAGGCAUCGAAAGGUUAGAAGAUUUACGACGUACGCACUGGCCUAGCGUUACUGCACAAUGUAACAGUGGUCUUAUGCAUUUUUCAUACGAGCUGUAAGUAACUUAAUAGGCGAUAUCGAAGCUGAUCAUUAGGAUUACUAUAAAAAUCGAUAACAGCGAACUCACAGCUGUAGCUAAGAUAAAAUUCUUCUUCUUUAAAAUUAUUUUUCUAAAUAUCUUAUCAUGGCUAUUUAUAGAUGGCCAUGAUAAGGUAUUUAGCCAUCUCAGUCAUAAAAUCUAUACACUAAAUUAAGCACCGCUGCAACGGACGUUCCUAUACGUGUAUGAAAACAGUCUGCUUUGUUCGUGCGAAGUGCGUAAAUUGCAGACUGAAGGGUCUGGCCUGGUUAAGCUUUUGCUUCCUGAGCCUGUAACAUCUCAAAGAACCGUCAAUACAUUUGAAAAAAAAUGAACAAAGAAAAAAUAUCUCGCAACAUAAUCACUAAUGGUUUACCGCUUUUUUCUUCCAUGCGUCCGAUUUUAAUACGCAAUGAGGCUCGUAUACAGGACAACCCACGUAUCAUUACGUGUACUUUUUUUCUACAUUAAACGGCUGAUUGUCAGAGAUACGAGAAAGAUAUGAACGCGCUGCACUUUUUUAUAUUUUAGCACCAAAAUGAAUACAAUGUAUUAUCUUAUUAACGCCGAUGACAAGAACUAAACUUUGAUCUGCAUAGCAGACAUAAUCGGUUUUAUAUUGUCCGGCAGGCAAAACAGCGACAAAGUUUACGAAAGACGCCGGCCAUAUAACAUUGACUUUUAUGUCGUUUUUAUUCACGCUUCGUCCGACGCUCUCGGCGCCGUAUCAAAUAGGGUGUGUUACUCUUCUGACCGCUGGUCUCUCGGGGGUGAGCGCUAUUGACUGCUUCAAGUGCGUGUCUCACAGCGGCGACAAUCCAGCUUGCGAAGAUCCUUUUCAUCAUAACUACACGUCGGAGAUUCUGCAUCAGCCUUGUUUAGCUGGUCGCAAGGGUCGAGAGGGCCUCUUCCCAGCUACGGCCUGCGUCAAGAUCACCGGGACAUAUGCGAUGUCAAACCCAAACGGAAUCAAGGAUUUACCCGUGAUGUGUCCGAAGCACUGCUUCGGAUCAGAAGACACUGGCGAAACCAUCGUUGUACGAACCUGUGCUCUGGAUUCCGGUACACUCACCGUUGACACGGAAUUGGUCCGCAUGUCGCACUGUGGCAGCUUCUAUUUUGAUGAUCGUUACGUACGUGGCUGCAUUGUAAGUUGCGCCGGAGACGCUUGUAACGCAGCCCGAAGCAGAUACUACCUGGCACUGUCAUAUCUUGUCGGCGCACCACAGUCGUACGCGGGUCUGACGCUGGUCACUUACGUCGUACUUUGUACGUCGCUUCACAGCUUCUUCGUGAGGGACCGUUGCCUAUAAUAUGUCCCCACUUUGAUCUUAUUUCAAAUCUGAUCAUGUAUAAUGUGUAUUCAUUUCUUUAGCGCCUUCUGUUUCGCUACACGUGUCAUCUGUAAACAACCAUUGAAUAUCAUCACCAUAUUAUAAACUCCUCAUAUAUAUAUAUAUACAUAUACAAGGUUCUAACUGUGGACUGAACGUAGGCAAUAUUUCGAUUCUGAGAUAAGCUAUGGUGCCAUUUAGAAUUUGCAAAAAUAGUAAAUAAACAUUAUCAAUAUUAAAGAUUCACUGUAGAAGGGCUAUAUAAAGAAUUUAGAAAAACGAUACUAUACUUUAUUAUAGAAGUGGUACAUACAGUUUACAAUUAUAGUACUAGAUACACGCAGACAAUGUACUCCAAUCAGCGCUAUGCGUCAUGUUGCAGAAGUAACUAAAUUCAUACGAUAUAUUCCUAGGAUAACACAGCUGAGGCCCUAGUCACACUACAGAUUGACCCUAGAAAAGUGCUGAUAUCGACAUUUCGGCAAGAGAUAUUUCGUUCCGAAAGAAGAUGCUUGAUAACUCCAAACUAUAUAAUGAACAUUUUGUCGUCACCCGUAGAGCCAAGGCGCAGGCUAUCUUCAAACCUUGUUGAUGUACCCAUCUUCAUGUGCUGCGUUAAAGGACUAUAGUUGUUCUAUCAAGCCGUAGACAUAUCUAUGUUAAAGUAUUUCAUCCGAAGCUCAGAUAAACUAAUAUCUCAUUGUAGACAAGUAACAGGAAAUUAAAACGAGAAUGUCUCCUGAUACUACUGCUUGUAUGUAUUAUAUGAACAAGUGCGUUUAGCUUAACACUGACGACAUAAAAUGUACAGCUCGGAGAAGGGGGACCAAGAUAAUGUAAGAUUUCCCUUUUAACACGCCCAUAUCAAUAACUCACCAACAACCAAAUACUAUAUAGUAUAUUGUGUAAACAAGUGCCACUACAUCUUCGGUACUCUUCGUAAUAACCUGUGUAUAGGUACUGUUAAGAUUGUUUCGUCUGCUUUUGCAUGCGGAUUUCAGUCGACCAAAUAGCAACACGUGCUUCCCAUGCCACAAUGGACAUUGACUAAAUAAGAACUAUAUAAUAAUGCACUAUCUGCUGAGAUUAAGAGUUAGGAUAACCCGAGCUAGCUGUCUCUUUAACGAAGCUACCAGAAAUGACGAAGGCAUUUAUUGGCCAAUCGCAAUGAAGUCGUUCUCCGACACAGACGCGUCGUAUUGGGAAUAUAUCAAAUAGGGAUGCGAUCCUGUACGACAGUGACCGUUACUUCUUUUUAUAUUUCAUUAACUCAGCUUGAUCAACAUGGGCAGUUCACUCAAUUGCAUAGUUGAUAUGGGGCAUUGUAACAAGUCAGGAAAAAAAAAAA